Molecule: messenger RNA, 1212 nt
Organism: Vitrella brassicaformis
Lineage: Eukaryota; Vitrellaceae
Source: the annotation of a GenBank genome assembly
UCAUGGGGGCUGAUGCGUUGGGGUUGCGGGUUGCAGGGGUGUGUGUGUGUGUGAGGGCUGCGCCGGGGUGCCAGUGGGGAGGUGGGGAGGGGGCGGAGGGGGCGGAGGGGGAGGGCGGGCAGCCAUGGUCUGCACACCAACACACACACACACGCAAAUGGGUACAUAGGCUUUCUGGUGGGUAUUGAUUGCCCUUGCUGCCACACUUACCUGGUUGUGAGUGUAUUGGUUGGGUGGUGCAUAGGGAUUGAAUGCUGGCGGGCCCUGGUUGUUGGUCAUCCACUGCACCAGCCAAAACAAGACACAUCCAUGUGCGUAUGCGAUUGGUCAGUGUUUGUGCAUCUGAUGUGUGUGUGUCCGCCCACUGACCGCAUUGGCAGGUCCAGGGAACAUCGGCGGAGUGUACAUCUGCAGGUGAAAUGCGGCACACAUAGGAAAAACACACGACCAUUCACACGAUACAGGACAAGUCGCCUUCUAUCGUUGCUCACCGUAUUGGUCUGCGCGUGGGCGUUUUGGAACUGUAGCGACGUCUGCAGCCCUCGCUCUCGCCCUUGACCACCGCCGCCGGCGCCACCACCAACAAUACCCUGACCACACAAUACAACACCGCAACACGCCACAUCCAUCCAUCCAAGGUCGCUCCCAUCCACCUUUCCCCUUACCAUCUGCCCCCGUCCAUUGGCUAUCUGCUGUCCGUGUUGUUGUUGUUGCAGUGGGGGUCCAGGAGGCCCCAUCCCAGCUAUGCUCUGAGCAGAGACAUGACAGAGAGCAUCCCGCAGAAGCAUCCCAUCCCAUCCCAUCCCAUCCAUCCAUCCAUCCACCUUGCCCGCUCUCCUGUCAUUGCAUACCUGAUUGCUGCCACUUGCUGCCACAGCGGCCGCCGUUUGCAUCACCUGGUGCACCUGCUGCUGUGCCGCACCGGGUGUGGAUGAAUGCUGUGAGGAGAAAGAGAUUGAGAGGAUGGCUGAUGGAGAAGAUCCCUUUGCCUCAUGGAGUGGGCGUUUCCUACCGAUUGAGUGUUGCCCGCAGAGGCAGGCGUGAGCGGCCUUGUAGGGGCGCCGCCCUGCUGCGGGUUGGGGUACAUCUUAUCGAGGCCUUCAAAGUCGCUAAGGCGCCGCAAACGUUGGAACACGUGCUACGCACGUAGGGAAGGGGAAUUUGCCCUCACGUCAUUGUGUUGUCAUCCGAAACACGUUCAUUCAACGAAAG